AUGCCUCAGCAAGCUGUUGCUGCAACGCAAGCACUAGCUGAAGAAAGAAGAAGCCAAAGUGGAAGUAGCCCAAUACCCGGUUCUUCUGCCAUAAAUACAAAGACUACUAAGCCAGUAAUUGAUGGUUCAGCUUUAAGAACAGAUGAAAGGCAGAGGUUAGCUCGGGAACGCAGAGAAGAGCGUGAGAAGCUAAAUGCUGCCAGAGAUUCUCAAAUAAUUGCAAGAGAGAAAAAAGCAAAACUCCAGUAUGAAAAACAAAUGGAAGAUAAACUUAGAAAACUGGAGGAACAAAAGCAAAAGGAUGAACAGAAGAGGAUAGCGGUUUCAGAAAAAAGGAAACAGAAAAUUCUUGAAGAAAAGGAACGCCGGGAAGCAAAUGUACGUCAAACUAUUGAAAAAAGCAGUCAACUAGAGCAGCGACAAAAAAGGUGGUCUUGGAGUGGAUCAGAGACAGACUGCAAUAGUGCUAGCAAGCACUCUACCUCAACGACAAAUUUAAAACAGACAGAAAUUGGCAUUAGUAAACGCUUCUCUUCCUCUUCGGCCACUCUGCAGAGUUCUUCAAGGCAAGGUAAGCCCCUCAGGAUUUAUCUAAAGUUGUCAUACAAAUUUCAGCUCCUGUUGUUGCAGAACAUGUUGAAAAAUCUAAAAACUGCAAAUACUCAGAUUACUGGAUUGUUCUAA
Messenger RNA from Bombina bombina (fire-bellied toad), 684 nucleotides. RefSeq names its product MAP7 domain containing 3 (gene MAP7D3). The record is from RefSeq and is a predicted model, not a curated record. Lineage: Eukaryota; Metazoa; Chordata; Amphibia; Anura; Bombinatoridae. Gene Ontology annotation, cellular component: microtubule cytoskeleton. The coding region runs from base 1 to 684 and encodes 227 amino acids. Gene Ontology annotation, biological process: microtubule cytoskeleton organization. The transcript is spliced from 6 exons.